Messenger RNA from Aphidius gifuensis, 1659 nucleotides. RefSeq lists its product as uncharacterized. Lineage: Eukaryota; Metazoa; Arthropoda; Insecta; Hymenoptera; Braconidae. The transcript is spliced from 5 exons. The record is from RefSeq and is a predicted model, not a curated record. The coding region runs from base 1 to 1659 and encodes 552 amino acids. Gene Ontology annotation, molecular function: protein binding.
AUGAUAAUUGCCAAACGACAAUUUCCACAAAAAACAACAUUGAAAGAUCAAUUUGAAGUAGUAUGGGAAUUGACAGCUCCAUAUAUUGACAUAAAUCGUGAUAAAAUUAAUAAUAAAACAGUUGGUCAAUCAAUGUUCUGGAGAAAAAUUGGUAACAAAGAAUAUACUAGUGCAAAAAAUAAAGAUUAUUUACGUAAAUCAAUUGAAGCAUACACCAAAAGUAUUGCUUUUGCACCAGUUGGAUCCAGUGAAUUGUCAUUGGCUUAUGCAAAUCGUUCAGCUGUAUUAUUCAAAGCAAGACUCUAUGAAGAUUGUCUUCUUGACAUUGAACGUUCAUUAAAGGCAGGCUAUCCAGAUAAAUUUAAAACAAAAUUAUUUUUACGUCAAUCAUUGUGUUUCAAAGCAUUGAUACCAAGCUCACAUAUUGAAUCAAAUAUUUCAAUGGCCAGUGCAAUGCAAUGGCUUCCUGAUUUAAAAAAAUAUAAUCCAAAAUACAACAUUAUCAAAGAGUAUCCAAAGAUGAUCAAUGAACUUAAAGAACCACGUGAAAUUAUAAGAUAUUCACCAGAAAUAAAAAAUGACAAUGCAAUAAUAGUUGGUGGAUCCGAUGCAAUUGAAUUGAAACAAACUGAAGAAAAUAAUCAACACAUUGUUGCAACAAGAGACAUCAAAUCUGGUGAAUUCAUUUACAUAUCUGAGCCAUUUGCAGCAAUUCUUGCUAAUGAAUUACGUUUUACUAAUUGUUGGCAUUGUUGUCGUCAAACUUUGGCUGGUGUACCAUGUGAUAAUUGUCCAAACAUCAUAUAUUGCUCAGAGAGAUGUAAAAAAAAAGCAUGGAAUAGUUAUCAUAACACUGAAUGUUUAGUGUUAGGAUCACUUUUGAAAGUUGGCGAUAUAGAUACAAAAAAAUUAAUGGCAACAUUCAAUGAUUUCAAAUUCGAAUUAAUAUUACUUGCAGUAGGGAUUGUUAAGAUUUUUUGUCAAAAAACAAACAUAUUAGGUCAAAAAAUGACAAUGGAAAAUUUGAUUAAAAAUGAAAAAAUAUUGAUUUUGGGAGAAUUAAUAUCACGAUAUUUGAUGAUGGGUUAUCGCAAUCAUCAAGGGCUUAUAGACAUAACACUCGGUAGUGAUCGUGCUGCAUCAAAUGUUAUGAUGCCAAUUUUUAAGAUAAUAAAUAAAAGCUGUGAUUCAAAUAUCGAUUGGAUUUACUUGGGUUCAAACGUUGGAUUUUAUGCUAGCAAACCAAUCAAGCAAGGAGAACCGAUACUUAUGAGUACGUUUGGACAAUAUUAUGUAGUGCCAAAAGCUGAACGACAUUCAGCAUUUAAAAUUACUACUGAUGAUCCUGUACCAUGUAAAUGUACAGCAUGUAUUGAAAAUUGGCCAAUUCUAGAUUAUCUUCCAUCUUACCAGAGUAUGGCGUUACCAGCAAGUAUAAAGAAAGAAUUGAAUUAUAUGACACUUAAGAUGAAAGAGUGGGAAGAACGCAUUGGUAACGGAGAUACUAGAGAACUAUUGACAAUAAAAGAUACUUUGAAUAGCAUGAAUGAUAAGAAUCAUCAAUACAUCACUGUUCCUUGUCAGGAAGUAUCAAUGUUGAAUAUAUUAAUCAAAGCGUUGUAUUAUCGACUACGUACAGUUUAUGAUAUUGUUGAGUAA